This is a messenger RNA of Lachancea dasiensis, 1338 nucleotides long. The record is from the annotation of a GenBank genome assembly. NCBI's taxonomy places the organism in Eukaryota, Fungi, Ascomycota, Saccharomycetes, Saccharomycetales, Saccharomycetaceae.
AUGUCAGAAGAAGCCCAGGUUAAGGUCAGAUUUUUCACUAGAGAACAAGAUGAGAGUUUGCAGGUGGAAGACUCGACGCUUUUCGCCCCAGUGUCAUUGAAAAGAUAUGGUCUCUCGGAAAUUGUAAACCAUCUGCUGAAGCUGGAAAAAUCAGUGCCAUUCGACUUUUUGGUGGAUGGCGAGCUGCUGCGUACGUCUUUGGAGGCAUACCUGACCAAGAAAGGUCUUUCGUCAGAAACAUUACUGAACGUGGAAUAUACUAGGGCGGUCUUGCCUCCGUCCUACUUGAAGAGUUUCGACAACGACGACUGGGUUAGUGCUCUUGACGUGGGGAACUCAAGCAUUGUUAGUGGCUCUUACGAUGGUAUUGUGCGGACCUGGAAUUUGUCAGGCAAGAUCGAGAAGCAAUACGCGGGUCAUUCGGGUGCGAUCCGCGCAGUAAAGUACAUUUCCAGCACAAGGCUUGUUUCGGGAGCCAAUGACCGAACUCUACGUCUCUGGAAAACAAAGAACGAUGAUCUCAAGAACAACCUCACUGCCGAAGAAGAUGACGUUGAAGAAGGCAAAACUUUAGCUAUUUUGGAGGGCCACAAAGCACCCGUGGUUACUCUGGAUGUUCAUGCUGACCGUAUUUUAUCUGGUUCCUAUGACCAUUCUAUUGCUUUUUGGUCGACAAACCACAAAGACAUGACUGCCAUAGAUCCCAUGGACUUCUCCGCCACCUCCAUGUCUUCUGCUGCGAAAAAGAGAAGAAAGCUUGCUCUAAAGGAUGGCUCGGUCAGAAGAAGAUCACCAUUGGCUUUAUUGGAGUCUCAUAAUGCUCCUGUAGAGGCGGUUGAAUUCGACUCCCGUGACAAGAGCGUCGGUUACUCUGUUUCUCAAGACCAUACAAUAAAAACAUGGGAUUUGGUUACCGCUCGCUGCGUUGACACAAAGACUACUUCAUACUCACUUUUAUCAAUGACACAGCUACCCCAGUUGAACUUAAUCGCAUGUGGUUCUAGCGCUCGCCACAUUACGCUCCACGAUCCUCGUAUGGGCACAUCCACCAAGAUAACGCAGCAGCAACUUAAUGGGCAUUCCAAUUUUGUUGUAGCCUUAGACACCUGUCCUCAGAACGAAUACAUGCUAUGUUCUGCAUCCCAUGACGGAACUGUCAAGGUCUGGGACGUCAGAUCUAGCUCUCCUAUGUACACUAUCACCAGAGAAGCUGAUGUGACCAAGAAUGUUAACGAUAAAGUUUUUGACGUCAAGUGGGCUAAAGGCUUAGGUAUCGUCAGUGGCGGCCAAGAUAAGAAAAUUCAAAUUAACAAGGGCGAUGACAUCUUCAAGAAAUGA